Molecule: messenger RNA, 285 nt
Organism: Clunio marinus
Lineage: Eukaryota; Metazoa; Arthropoda; Insecta; Diptera; Chironomidae
Source: the annotation of a GenBank genome assembly
AUGAAUAAUCUUACGGGAAGCACAAAUGUCUUCACUACUCUUAGAACGGAAGGAAAAUUUAUUGCUUCGACCAUAAUCGUAAAGAUGUCCCCCUCAUCUCAAGUCAUGGGGGAGGCGAGAAACUUUUCCUAUAUUUGCAAGUCAAGUGGAACAGAAACGACUAAAUUUAGUAACUUCCAUCACUCAGAAUUAAUAGAGAAACAGAAACAGCAGAAAAAGUGCGGGCAACAUCAUUAUAAUGGAGGAAGAAGAUCAACAAAUUUAAUGCAACUUUAUGAUUCUUGA